UCACAUUUUAUUUCUUUAUAUGCUCCAAAAUCUCUUCCCAUUAAUUCCAUCUCUUCUUCCCUUCUGUCUCUGUCUCCCAUUAAUUCUUUGCAUUUCCUCUUUUUAUGCACCCAAACACCUUACCUCAACAUUGCAUGUCUCUCUCUAAUACUACCUCUCUUCUUCCCAUUCAAAACCCUAGUUUUCACCUUUUUUAUUAAUCUUCAUCUGAAACUUCAUAUAUAUCCAACAUGUCCGCCGCGAUCGCCGCCGCCGCUGCCGCUGCUUUAUCAUCAAGAAAUCUUGAAAACCACCACCACCACCACCACCAGAGUCGCCACCAACAAUUGCAGCAGGUAACACUAUCACCAACACCGCCGCCACCAUCAUCAUCGCUACCGCUAAGUCGUUACGAGUCUCAAAAGAGAAGAGACUGGAAUACUUUUGGUCAGUAUCUGAGGAACCACAGGCCACCGUUAGCACUGUCACGGUGCAGCGGAGCUCAUGUUCUUGAAUUCUUGAGAUACCUUGACCAAUUCGGCAAAACCAAAGUGCAUAACCAAACUUGUCCAUUCUUCGGCCACCCGCAUCCUCCAGCUCCUUGUCCUUGCCCACUUAAGCAAGCGUGGGGUAGCUUAGACGCUCUCAUCGGCCGCCUUCGAGCCGCCUUUGAAGAGAACGGUGGACUCCCUGAGACUAACCCAUUUGGUGCACGCGCUGUGAGAUUGUACCUCAGGGAAGUGAGAGAUGCACAGGCUAAAGCUAGAGGAAUAGCUUAUGAGAAAAAGAAGAGGAAGAAGCCACCGCAACAGCAACAGCCGAUGCAAUCUAAUGGUUACAGUGAUCAAAUUCAGCAAGGUGGUGAUGGCGGUGGCGGUGGCGGAGGAGGUGGAGGUAGUGGUGGGUUUGUUCAAAUACAUAUGCCAAGUAGGGUUAUGGUUAACAUGGUUGAUCAUUUAUCUGUUUUCAAUUGAAAUUAGUGGCUAUGCUAAUUGCUAGGGUUUAUGUAUUUUUAGUGUUUAAUUAUUAUAUAUUAGAUCCUUUUUAUUUUCUUGUUUUUA
Mercurialis annua (annual mercury) is the source of this 1040-nucleotide messenger RNA. RefSeq names its product protein LIGHT-DEPENDENT SHORT HYPOCOTYLS 4-like. Gene Ontology annotation, biological process: response to light stimulus; mRNA transcription. NCBI's taxonomy places the organism in Eukaryota, Viridiplantae, Streptophyta, Magnoliopsida, Malpighiales, Euphorbiaceae. The transcript has a single exon. Gene Ontology annotation, cellular component: nucleus. Bases 231 to 953 code for a protein of 240 amino acids. The record is from RefSeq and is a predicted model, not a curated record.